UUUGGAACUACGAAUAACGAAACUCGUAAUUUUUUACAUUACAUCAGUCACCAUCGCCAGCGUGGAUAACGUCAAUAUUAAAAUAUUAGAUGUGAAAAAGAUUAAACUUGUAAUUAAAUGACGUUUUAGAUUAUAGUAAAGCUUGCGAUCAUAAUACAACUUAUUUGCACCAAGAAGAUGGAUUCGAUGCGAGUGCAGACUUCUAGAAGAUUUAUUACACUUUUUGUUUUUGUGCUUACCUAUAACUUUGCUGUCACAGAACAAACUAAAUAUGAUGUAGGAAAUAGCCCUUUAACACAGAGCAUAAAGCAAGGAGACAUUGUUUUAUUAAAAAAUGACAGAGUCCGUCGAGACACUUCUGUGACGAGUACCACAACCAACAAUAGCAGUAACUUGAGCUCUUCAACGUCUAAUGAUAGCACAACUAACUCAACAUUACUACCCACACCUACUGCAGCAUCUGAAAAUGGCACUCAGGAUUCAAAAAAAACUGCAUUAACAGUAAAUGCAAAGCAUACGUCACUCUUAGGCUUCAACGGCACUGGAAUAUUACAUGUGACAAUUCCUAAUAAUACACCUACUGUGAGCGAGCCUAUCACACCAGAUAAUGAUACAACUGACGUUUUCAAAGACACACUUGAAACUAUCAAAGCCAAAAAGAAUUUAACCGACAUACAAUUGGAUCACCACGUAUUCUACAACAGUACAUUUUUGGGUAACACUGAAUUUUUCAACGAAUACUGGUCUAAUAUUACAAAACAAAAGGCUGACAUACACGAAGUUCUUAGUAAUUCACACCGGCGCGCCACUACUAUUAAUUUGAGUUUUGACUUCAUGUUUUACGGUAAUCCUGUGAAGAAUAUUACGGUCGCAACUGGCGGGUUUAUAUUCAUAGGUGACCACGUACAUAAUUGGUUAGCUGCGACACAAUAUAUAGCACCAUUGAUGGCUAAUUUUGACACAACACUUGGCAAUGACAGCGUUGUUAAGCAAUACGACGAUGGUGAGAAAUUCGUUGUGUUUUGGGAAAAUGUGACAUUACAAGAAAACUCCAGUGACCCCUUCACAUUCGCAGUUGUCCUAUAUAAAAGUGGAGAUAUUGCAUUUGUAUACAAAGACAUACCAUUCCCCAUACAAAAUAUUAGUGACAAAGAGCAUCCAGUCAAAGUAGGCAUAAGCGAUGCCUAUCUCACCGGACAAACGUACUUACAUGUGAAACACAAGACUAUCUAUGAGUACCAUCGUGUAUCGUUCAAAAACUACGAAAUAUCUAACCACACCAUAUUAAUGCUGAUCGCUUUGCCAACUUGUCUUGUCUAUGACACGUGUGAAGAUUGCGCCAAUCAUGAAACACACUUUAACUGCUCAUGGUGCCCCAACAUUAAUAAGUGUUCAAGUGGAAUAGACAAAAUUAAAUACGACUGGGCUAUUCAUCAUUGCGAAGCUGUCGCGAUCAAGGACCAAACAACUUGUCCGGCGCGUGUCAGUCACACAUCUGAUACCAAGAAUACAAUCUACACGACUGAUAAUCGUUCGGAUGAACAAGAAGCACGCAAAUUGCACACAGAAGGUACACCAGAUGUUCCGGUUCCGAAGCAACACUCUACAAUCGGUGGUGUAGUGGUCUCAUUGGUCAUUGUCAUUUCGCUGUGCAGUUUUGCUGGAUGGGUUCUCUACGCUUUCAAAAAUCCACACACACGAAGCGGUCAAUUACUUAUCAGGUAUCGGCCAUCGCAAUGGAGCUGGCGACGUGGUGAGGCGCGAUACACGGCGGCAACUAUACAUAUGUAAAAUAAUGUUAUAUAUUUUAUAAGUGGCCCAUUUGGCCUUCCGUAGACAAGACACUUUUAGCAUAAAAAUAUUAAUUGUACUUAACUUUUAGGUUAUCUCGUAAAUUUUAUAAGUAGCCGUUCUCGAACAAAUGUACUUUAACAUAGGGAAUCUCGAAUUUCCAAAAUAUUAUUUAUAUCAUAAUCAUUAUUUGUUAUUUUUAUUUAAUUAUAAAAAUAAAUAUGACUUCCACGAUUUGUUUUCCGUAAUAUAAAUUAAUGCUAAAAGUAUCCUGUGUGCGUAUUUUAAUGUGAAUUAUAUAUAGGUGUUAAAAUAUUGACCAAUUGAUAAUUGACAUUGUCGCAGAAUUUAAAAUUAACAAUUUUCACUAUAAAAUGUUUCUAAAAUCCGUCCUUUAUAAAUCUGUAAUAAUCAAUUUUUAAUGUUAAGUCAAAGUAUAUUAUGUAAAAAAUCGUGCCCGUGUAUGUUUAUUCCUAUUAGAAUAAACAUACAAUAAUGUUAAAUGCAUUUAAAAUAUCGUUUAGCUUAGUAAUAUUAAAAUAAUUGCCUCGGUAAUACCUCCAUGACUUUUUUAAAUUCUUCUAAAUUUUGUACAAUUUUUUUUUAAGUAUUGUAUUAAACUCUAUGCUCUAGACUAUUAUGAAAUAAAAUUUUAAAUAAUUAAAAAUUUACAUUCGGAAUUAAAAUAUUUUUAAAGACAAUGUCAAUUACAAUGCUUACACUAAUUACCGAUCCGUCUCUAGCGGCUUAUAUAAACAUUAACAAAUAACCUUAAUCGAACUUAUUACCUUUAUCUGACGAAUUAUUAAAAAAAUAAAAAAUAUGUAAUACAUAUUAGUGUAGCAAUGUAGGAUCGGUAAUAAUACAUUUAAUGUAGGUUAGAAAAUACUUAUGGCAGUUUGAUAUUACUUAAUUUUUCUAUCACCGAGCACUUUAUAACAUUCCGUCUUGCAGUUAAACCAAGUCAAAUGUAUUUAAUUAAAUUUUACAAUCACCUUAAUAACCUGUUGUUUCAUAUCAACAGCACAUGAGCUACUUUAUAAACCUGAUUCCGAAUUAAAAUUGCCUGGCAAUGGCACAAAGUGCUGAUUGCAUCAAUAAUUAGGUCAUCAACGAUGUCAAGUUUGCAUAAUAAUGAUGCUAAAUUGACGGAUUAUUUCGUGGCUCUGUGAUGUCUUUGUGAAAGUGUUCAAUUUUGUGGUGUUUCCUAUAUCUUUUCAAUUUAUUUGUUUGACAUAUAAAUAUAUUUGAAACGGAUAUCAAAGCUGGACUAAUGGUGUUCCAUGUAUUGUUAUUUUAGUGUAAAAUUACAAAUCAGCAGAAAUUCGCUGUCACGGCAUGCACGUUUAUUAUAAUAGUUAUUUUCGUAGAGAUAGUGUUGCCAAAGUUGGUUAGUAUUGGUAAAUUAUUCGUUUCCAUGGUCGAUAGAAAAAAAACAGAUUAAAAAAAAUAUUAAAUCAUAAAAAUUUAAUCUGUUUGCGUAGAAUUGUGUUGUCAGUCUGUAGUUAUGAAGGGUGUUCUAAUAUAUAACAUCCACGAUUUUUUUUUUAUUUACGACUUUUAGUUCGUCUAUUGCGAUUAUUAUAUUUGUUUGUAUAACUUUGGCAACAGUAUGGUAAGUGCCUUAUUUUAUGCCUUGGUAGCUUAAAAUAUACUUAAUCUUAUCUAAAACUAUAUUCAAAUAUUAUUUACUUAAACUUUAUAGAAUUAUUUAGUACGUAAUUAUUGGUUUGAGCCAUAUACUUUUUUGAUAAUGUUCGUAUUGAAAACUACUGUAUUAUACCAGAACUUAUUUUUCCUUAGAACGAGAAAUCAUUGGCCUAAACAACUACUUUGAUAAAAUUAUAGACGUAUUGUGUAAUUAAUUGUAAACAUUUGUAAACUAACUUCCCUUAUGUGAGAUGUUGCUCAUGUAACUUUUUAUUGUAAUUGUUUACUAUAACUGUUUACUAUAAUUUUACAGUUAACAUAAGUUUGUGUGACGCCACGGACUAACAUACGUCAAUGUACUUCGAGCCAGCUUCCAGCAACGAGCCAUUAGUAAAUGUUUUGUACUAAACUUAUUCUCGAGUUCCGUAAGACAGAUUGUCCAAAAGUUCCGUCCUAUAAAAGACUUCGUUUUACACUUUUACUAGACUUGAUAAUAUAAAAUUCUAGUAUAAUCUUUUCGAAACAUGUAUCUGUUUUUCUUGUCUGUAUAAUUAUGAAGGCAUCUUCAUCUUACAAGUUCAAAAUACUACAUUUACUUAAAGCGCAAACAUUACUUCUUAGUGACCUUCCGACAAGUGUUUUUUGUCCAUCAUGAGCAUUAAGGUAUCCUUGUAUUGGCGGCAUUCCAUUAAUGCCAGACGGACCCGGGCUAACGAUACAACAGUUGCCUUGGGUCAUCCCUGCGACAGAUUGGUUGAAAUCGAAUAAAACUGAUCUUAACUACCACAUUAUUUUCAUUAUACUGUUUAUGUGUAGAACAUAUUAGGUUUAAAAAAAGAUCUAUAUCGAUCUCUUUCAUCUCAUCUUAUGGAACUCAUAAUAUCAAAAUCUAUGUUAAAUUGUUCUUGUAUUAAUUAUUAUUGUCUUUUUUUCUAAAGCGGAUUCUUAGAUUUAUUGUUUUGAUGUCGAGGUGAUAUUAUGUGUAAAAUAUAUUCAUUACGUUAA
Molecule: messenger RNA, 4446 nt
Organism: Pieris brassicae (large cabbage white)
Lineage: Eukaryota; Metazoa; Arthropoda; Insecta; Lepidoptera; Pieridae
Product: plexin domain-containing protein 2
Exons: 12
Coding region: 178-1791 (537 amino acids)
Source: RefSeq, a predicted model, not a curated record